UCCUCUCUCUCUCUCUCUCUCUCUCUCUCUCUCUCUCUUAUCAUCCCCUUUUCUCCCGCUUUCCUUCCCUCAGUGUGUCGCCACUCUUCAUCCUCGAUGUUGUUCUGACCAGACACCACCAGAGGGGAAACGACAGCAACAACAAUCACUCCACCAUUCAUAUGCUCUGACAGUGACAUGCAGCACAGAGGGCGGCUGCUGCUGCUGCUGCUGCUGCGCACGCAGAGAAUUAUUACAACCACACGCCUGCCUCGCAGCUCAGAGAGGAUCCAGUCAGGAGCAAAGCCAGGACUCUGAGUGAAGAGCUUCAUUUCAACACAUCUGUCUCCGUCGCCCCUCUUCGCGGUUAUCUUCAGCCCUGCAGCAGUUUUUUUUUUUUUUUUACUGCACCACUGGAGCAGCAGCACUGCUGUGACAUUUGCAGAGCUGGAUAUUUGCUGUUGAGGCUGAUGCCACAGAGUGCUGUGAGGAUGCACUGCAGAAAGAGGGAGAGGACGAUCGCAGAGCACAGCAGGAGUACACUCAGAGUUUUAUGAGGCAAAGCAGAAGAAUAAGAAGGGAAGCGCUGUUGGUGAUGGAGCUGGUCGUCUGAUGUUUUCCCAUGUGUGUGACGCCCAGUGAAAGCUUGGAGAACACAGAGACGAGGACUGGCCACAAUGAGCGCUCAGGACAAAUGGGUCACCCUGACCCCAGCAGAGUUUGCCCUGCUACAGGAAUACACUCAGUACUCCACCAAGAAGCUGAAGGAUGUGUUGCAGGAGUUCCAUGGAGACGGUGUGUUGGCCAAAUACAACCCAGAGGCGAAGCAGGAAAUCCUCAAUGAGGAGAUUGACUUUGAAGGUUUCAAGGUCUUCAUGCAGACAUUCCUGGAGAGUGAGCUCCCUGAGGAAUUUUGUCAACACCUCUUCAUGUCGUUUAGCAACAAGGGACUCAAACCCAGUCCCUCAUCCACUGACAAACCCAGAGUCUCUGGCCUUAAGCUCAUCAAAAGCAAUUCGACCCCUCUGAAGACCUGCGCCCUGCCUGGGCCUCUGGAUAUGGUGCAGCUGAAGGAUAUUGUGUUUUACCUCUCGCUGCUGGAAGGCGGGCGCCCUGAGGACAAGCUAGAGUUUAUGUUUCGGCUCUACGACACGGAUGGAAACGGAUCGCUGGACAGCUCGGAGCUGGAGCACAUCAUCUCCCAGAUGAUGCACGUGGCAGAGUACCUGGAAUGGGACGUGACAGAACUCAAACCGAUCCUCCAGGAAAUGAUGCAUGAGAUCGACUAUGACCAGGACGGCACGGUGUCACUGGGGGAGUGGAUUCAAGGAGGCCUGACCACCAUCCCUCUGCUGGUGCUGUUGGGCCUGGAGACGAAUGUAAAAGAUGAUGGGCAGCACGUGUGGAGACUGAAGCAUUUCAACAAGCCCGCCUACUGUAACCUGUGUCUCAACAUGCUAAUUGGACUGGGGAAGCAGGGGCUCUGCUGCUCCUUCUGCAAGUAUACCGUCCACGAACGCUGUGUGGCUCGUGCUCCACUUUCCUGCAUCAAAACGUAUGUGAAGUCCAAGAAAAACACUGAGGUAAUGCAUCAUUUCUGGGUGGAGGGGAACUGCCCCACCAAGUGUGACAAGUGUCACAAAACCAUUAAGUGUUACCAGGGCCUGACUGGGCUCCACUGUGUGUGGUGUCAAAUCACGCUCCAUAACAAGUGUGCUUCCCACGUGAAACCUGAGUGUGACUGUGGACCCCUGAAGGAUCACAUCCUGCCUCCAAACUCAAUCUGCCCCGUCGUCCUGGAGCGGCAGUCGACUCUGAGGAAGGACUCUCGGUCGAGCCAGUCGAGUCGAGGGAAGAUGCAGAGAGCCAAUUCUGUCACGGUGGACGGCCAAGGGCUGCAGAUCACAACAAUAGAGGGCACUCAUCCUCUGCUGGUGUUUGUCAAUCCGAAGAGCGGGGGCAAGCAGGGGGAGAGGAUUUACAGGAAGUUCCAGUACCUGCUGAACCCGAGGCAGGUGUACAACCUGGCCAAGAACGGACCGAUGCCGGGUUUGAACUUCUUCCGAGAUGUUCCGGACUUCAGAGUAUUGGCCUGCGGAGGAGACGGCACUGUGGGCUGGAUCCUUGACUUUAUUGAUAAGGCCAACCUGGACAGGAACCCCCCGGUGUGUAUACUUCCUCUUGGCACGGGCAAUGACCUGGCGAGAUGUCUGCGGUGGGGAGGAGGCUACGAGGGCGAAAACCUCCUGAAGAUCCUUCGAGACGUCGAGAACAGCACAGAAAUGAUGCUGGAUCGCUGGAAGAUCGAUGUGACGCCCACCGACAAGGAGGAGCGAGGGGACCCGGUGCCUUACAGCAUCAUGAACAACUACUUCUCCAUCGGAGUGGACGCAUCCAUCGCACAUCGUUUCCAUGUGAUGAGAGAGAAGCACCCUGAGAAAUUUAACAGCAGAACAAAGAACAAGCUGUGGUACUUUGAGUUCGGCACAUCGGAGACAUUUUCAGCCACGUGUAAGAAGCUCCAUGACUUCUUGGAGGUGGAGUGUGAUGGUGUCACGCUCGACCUCAGCAGCAUCUCCUUAGAAGGCAUUGCCAUUCUCAACAUUCCCAGCAUGCAUGGAGGUUCCAAUCUUUGGGGUGAGAGCAAGAAGAGGCGGGGUCAGCGCAAGGCAGGGAAGAAGAAUCAAGAAAAACGAACACCAUUGGUCGACCCCAAAGAGCUCAUGUUUGCUGUUCAAGAGCUGUCUGACCAGCUUCUGGAGGUGGUGGGGCUUGAAGGAGCCAUGGAGAUGGGUCAGAUCUACACGGGCCUGAAGAGCGCCGGAAGACGGCUGGCCCAGUGCUCCUCUGUGACCAUCAGAACCACUAAAUCCCUCCCGAUGCAGAUUGACGGGGAACCUUGGAUGCAGACUCCCUGCACUAUUCAGAUUGUCCACAAGAACCAGGCUCACAUGCUGAUAGGACCGCCACAAGGCCGGAGCUUCUUCUCUUCCAUCCUCAGACGAACACGCUCUGAAAGCAAAGACUAAAACACACCGUGGGACACAUUUGAGUCCUCUGACUCUUGCACGGCGGCUGUUGGCAAGUUUCAUCAAGACCCAGUGGUCCUUUAGAGAAAGUGGACUUCGAUACCUGUUUCUUAGGCCAGCGCCCAGUAGCAUGCUGUAGGUUCGGUUUGUGUUGCCUGCAGCAUGAAGAUGUCUCUGAGAUUGUCCUCAGUGAAUCCAGAAUAAGCUGUGAUCGGAACAGUUUUGAUCUUCGCUGAGCUCCAAAAGUCCCAAAGUUAUUUUUGGAAGCGCGCCUCUGUUCUUGUUCUAUUUUCUGUAAAAUUGAUUUUAUUUUUUGCUGUUGUGCACUGUGCCAAUUUGAACAACCAAACACGAUAAAUUAUGUAAUUUAUUAAUUUAAUAAUGUUUUUGCUAUUCGUGCUGUUCUUCUGUAAUACCGCACACACACGAUGCAUGAUGGAGAGUAAAAAAAAAAAGGUUUCUGCCGUCGGAGUUGAUGUUAGUGGAGUUUGCAACUGAUUCAGAGUUGUUUAGUGUGAGCUCAAGUCUCCUUCUAUAUUUCAUGUUUUGCACUCCUUUUCCUUACGCGUCAACCAUGUCACGAUUUCAUCUGCUUUGUUGCAGCUCUUUAAGUUGAAAAUUUGGGAAACAUGUGUUGAUUGUUCAUAAAAACAUGCAUGCUCCUUUUUGUUAUAUGCUGCAUGUGAGGUUUCCAGGCAGUUUUAUUCUGUGCACAUUUGCUGUUGCAUGAGGGAGCAAAAAUUCAGAGGAAAUUUUAAAUCUAAUUUUUGAAGGACUGAUCCCUAAUUUUAUCACAUCAGUUAAAUGUUAUAUUUGACUGCAGCCAAGUGCAUAAAUUCACAAUAACCUGUUUGGUGCCCUUGGAAGCAUACAUUAAGUACUGGGAUCACAAAACGAUGACAGCAUCUGUAGUGCAAUAGAUUAAUACAGCCAAUCUUUACAGUUUUUCAGAGACAUUUUUAUUGUCCAUCAUGUGUCACAUUUAACCCUUAAAAGUACUCUUGUUGGCUUUGGUAGUAAUUUAUUUCAAGAUAUUUGUAUUGCCUUCACUUGUACCAAAAGAAUAAACUUGUCUAUAUUUUUUUUCUUUUUGAUGUAUUGCAAAUUUACUGUAAAAACUGUGUUUUUUAUGCACUUCUGCAUGUUUUCUGAGAAUGAUAGUUGGACUGGCUGUUUCUUUAAAGUGCCAUCCGCCAUGUGGAGACUAAGAUCUGAGUCUCCCUAGUUUUUUGUGCUUUGUAAAGUGCAGCGAUUGUACAGUGAAGUUGUAUUUUUGUACACAGUACGAUUUAUUUUUCCGCUUCCUGCUUCACUUUGGCGCUCACGCCACAUUGUUGUUGCCCACAAACAAGUUAGUUCCACCAGUACUGACUGAGAAAAGUGAAAGAAACAAUUAAAGGCUUUAGUUGGUUGA
Molecule: messenger RNA, 4422 nt
Organism: Fundulus heteroclitus (mummichog)
Lineage: Eukaryota; Metazoa; Chordata; Actinopteri; Cyprinodontiformes; Fundulidae
Gene: dgkb
Product: diacylglycerol kinase, beta
Exons: 26
Coding region: 657-3008 (783 amino acids)
Biological process (GO): diacylglycerol metabolic process; lipid phosphorylation; intracellular signal transduction
Cellular component (GO): plasma membrane
Molecular function (GO): ATP-dependent diacylglycerol kinase activity; calcium ion binding
Source: RefSeq, a predicted model, not a curated record